Messenger RNA from Arabidopsis arenosa, 1590 nucleotides. The record is from the annotation of a GenBank genome assembly. NCBI's taxonomy places the organism in Eukaryota, Viridiplantae, Streptophyta, Magnoliopsida, Brassicales, Brassicaceae.
CGAGGUUAAACCCUGCGUUCUCUUUUACUCGUUUGUGUGAGAUAGAUAAGGAGAGAAGAAUGAAAUUCAAGAACGAGAAGAAGAAAGGCUUUGGGGCAAAGAGAAUCGGGAAAAAGAGUUCCAUCGAUCGAGAUCCUUUUUUCGACGAAGAGACGAAGAAUCUGGGAAAAUUCAAUUACGAUGAUGAUGAUAUCGAGUCUGUAGAAUCUGAAGAGGAAGGAAAGGUUGGUGAGGAGAUAGAGGAUAAGUUUGCCUAUGAGACGGUAGGUGAGAAACGAAAGAGAUUUUUGGAGGAAACUUCGGAUAGAAUCGAAGAGGCGAAGCGGAAAGAGCGUGAAGAAGAUGACGAGGAAGAUGAUGGUGUUAGAGAUUCGCUUGUGGUGAAGACUUUAAUGCAGGAGCAGCUCGAGAAGAGUGGUCGUGUUCAGAGAGCCAUUGCAUCGAGGGUUCAAGAACCACGGAGUAGCGAUGAGUUUCGUGUUAUAGUCAAACACCAACAAUCUGUUACAGGAGUAGCUCUAUCAGAUGAUGAUUCAAGAGGGUUCUCAGUUUCGAAAGACGGUACUAUUCUGCAUUGGGAUGUAUCUUCUGGUAAAAGCGACGAGUACAAAUGGCCAAGCAAUGAAGUUUUGAAGUCUCACGGGUUAAAAUUCCAGGAAUCUUGGAAUACAAGACAUAACAAACAAUCUCUAGCGCUAGCAGUUAGCUCUGAUGGUCGGUAUUUAGCGACUGGAGGAGUUGAUUGCCAUGUUCAUUUGUGGGAUAUUCGCUUUACAGGUCACCGUGGCAUUGUUUCUAGUCUAUGCUUUAGAGAAGGAACUGCAGAACUCUUUUCUGGUUCAUAUGAUCGAACAUUACGGAUAUGGAAUGCAGAAGAUAGAACAUAUAUAGACUCAAGUUUUGGACACCAGUCUGAAAUUUUAAGCAUUGAUGCUCUAGAAGGGAGCGUGUUCUUAGUGUUGGACGCGAUAGAACAUUGCAGUUAUACAAGUAGUGAUGAGUUUUUGGCCGGAUCAGAUAAUGGAAGUAUUGCACUUUGGUCCAUUUUGAAUAAGAAACCAGUGUUUAUCGUUAAGAAUGCUCACCACGUGAUAGCUGAUCAUGAUUCUGUUAACCAUAACUGUACAUCAGCAUGUUCUUGGGUCAGUUCAGUUGCUGUCUGUAGAGGUAGCGAUCUUGCUGCAUCGGGAGCUGGUGAUGGUUGUGUGCGUUUAUGGGGUGUUGAAAGUGGAUCUAGAGCUAUACAACCUUCAUUUGGGCUUCCACUGCCUGGGUUUGUUAACUCUUUGGCUUUUGCAAAAUCUGGCCAGUUUCUGAUUGCUGGUGUAGGACAGGAACCACGGCUUGGAAGAUGGGGCUGCUUGAAAUCUGCGCAGAACGGUGUUGCAAUACAUCCCUUAAGGCUUUCAUGAAGGGAUCUCAAUUUAGAUUGAUUCAAGUUUUUUUUUUUAUGUAGAGUACUACAUCGAGUACCUUUUUUUUGACAUUGAAGAGAAGAAAGAGAACAUACAGAUGCUCUGAUUAAACAAAGACUCUUUCAUUCCUAUUGAUUCUCCUGCUUUAUGCUUAAAAUGAAUUCUAGCCACUAGC